Molecule: messenger RNA, 2371 nt
Organism: Cavia porcellus (domestic guinea pig)
Lineage: Eukaryota; Metazoa; Chordata; Mammalia; Rodentia; Caviidae
Gene: Isg20
Product: interferon stimulated exonuclease gene 20
Exons: 4
Coding region: 220-765 (181 amino acids)
Biological process (GO): RNA catabolic process; defense response to virus; negative regulation of viral genome replication
Cellular component (GO): nucleus
Molecular function (GO): nucleic acid binding; exonuclease activity
Source: RefSeq, a predicted model, not a curated record
AGCAAAGAGGCAGACUCAGCUGAGGGUGCCAAGGCAGAAAGGUGAGAGCGGAGGCGAGGGAGGGGACCUCCCGGUAUUCAGGCUUCAGGCUGCUGGGACAGGACCAGCGGCCCGGGACCCAGCGCUGGGAAACCUAGUGGGUGGCAAGAGGCCAGCUUCCCCUGUUGCCAGCACAUCUGAGGGUCCCUCCCCCGGCACUUCUGAGGGCCCCCACGGAACAUGGCGGACAGCCUGGAGGCGGUGGCCAUGGACUGCGAGAUGGUGGGGCUGGGGCCACUGCAGGAGAGCGGCCUGGCACGCUGCAGCCUCGUGAGUUCCACCGGCUCUGUGCUGUAUGACAAGUUCAUCCGGCCCGAGGGGGUGAUCACAGAUUACAGGACCCGGGUCAGCGGGGUCACACGCCUGCACAUGGAGACAGCCACACCCUUCGCCGAGGCCAGACGAGAGAUCUUGCAGCUCCUGAAAGGCAAACUGGUGGUCGGCCAUGACCUGAAGCAUGACUUCAAGGCGCUGAAGGAGGACAUGAGUGCUUACACCAUCUAUGACACAUCCACCGACUGGGUGCUGAGGCGCGAAGCCCACCUGGAGCACUGCAAGCGGGUGUCCCUGCGGGUGCUGUGCGAGCGACUCCUGCACAAGCGCAUCCAGAACAACCUGUUUGGACACAGCUCUGUGGAAGACGCGAAGGCGACCAUGGAGCUCUACCUGCUCUCACAGCGUAUCCAAGCCCGCCAGGGGCUUCCUCGCCUGGCAGAGUCAGACUGAACUGGUCCAGCCCUUCCCUGCCCCGAAGACCACAGGCUUCCUCUGCAAUGACUGCAUCUCGCUUAAGAGCUUUUGGAAGAUGCAUCUUUCAUAGUAAAAUGGUUCCCUAUUUUGUCUACUCCUCUAGUGGACCCUCUCUGUCUUUCUUUCUCCCCUCUGAGCCGGGUUCGACGUGCACACCUAGGCUACGUGCUGUGGGCUAGGAGUGGGGUGAGGAGGCCCAUACCCUCCUGGAGGGAGAGGCCCAUUUCCUCAACACCCUGACUCUGGGAGCCCAAGAAGCACUCUGAGAAUCAGACAAGUGAUUCCAUACCCCACCACCCAGGCCCUGCUUUUCGUGUAGCAUUUGCGUCCAGAGAAGAGAAAUUCUUUCCUGCAACUGCACUCUGUUGUGGGGUUCAGCUAUCCCAUCACGAGGUCAGUGCCUUUGAAGGUACCACACUCAAGGUGUGAUGGAUGCUGCUCUCCUUCUUGGAAACUGAGGAAGCAAAGGAAUCCGGGAGGACUGGGUCAGAAUCCUACCUGCAGGUUGCUUAAAAUCUCUGUCUUAACCUUAACCCACCAUCUGUAAACGCUGCAUCUGUAAAAGCAGGAUUUACAGUUCACUGGGUGCUUAAGAGGUCUUACAGCAAAACCUCCAUCACCAGCCCUGUCCUGGCUUAAGCAUACACCAAAUGCCAGAAACUACUGCUACUCCCCAGAGGACCUGCAGAUCUGGGGGCCACCUGGGGCAACAGCUGCACUCUGCCCUGAGGGCCCAGCUGGAAGAUAAGGUGUGGCCUCAUUAGCAUCAGCAGCAGGACCGGUGUGUGGUGGUGGUGCUACUGGGGACUGAACCCAGGGCGUUCACACUGAGCUGCAUCGCAGCUGCAUUUUAUGUGUGAAUCUGAGCCAGCCUGCUGCUGAGUCACUAAGUUGCUCUGGCUGUACUCGAACUCGCCAUCUUCCUGCCUCAGCAGCCCACAGUUGCUGGGAUCAGAGGAUUGUUGUCAUUUUAAUCUGUGCCUGGUGCCACUUUGGAUCUACUAUGCCAGGUUCCCAGGGGUGUGGCGUGGGUAUCUUAGGUUUUUCAUCUCUGUGGUGAUCCUGACCCCAGGCCAUUGGAAUCUGAGGUGCUUGCUAAACCAUCCUGGGACCUGAUCAUAGGACCCACAGAUAAGUGUGGUCAAAAUCCCUUGAGAAUGCCGGCCCCUCCCCCAGAGCAGGUCACCUUGAGAAUGUACCUUUCCAACAUACUCCUCACUGACAGUGAUGCUGGCUUUGAGCCGUCUACAACAUGCACCCGUGGCUGGCAAUGGCCUGGUCACCUGUUCAGCCUCUGCCCUUGACUCCCUGCUCCUGCAGAGGGAGGCUCAUCACCCUGCAAGAAGGCCCCAGUGCACCCCCUGCAUUGAGGAGGGGCUCAUGGUAUCUCAGAUGCUUUACAAUGAAUGGCAGGGCCUCCCCUAGGCUCCUCCUCCGGGGACCUGGAGGUUCCCUCCCACCACUGGGGGGGCCACAGCUUGCUCUCUCAGGGGCUCUCCUGCCCUAGGGAUAAGACCAGUGGUCUUCUAUGCUGUUUUUUGGUGUUUUGUUUCGUUUUAAUAAACUUUCAAAUCUGCGUGGA